This is a messenger RNA of Eleginops maclovinus (Patagonian blennie), 560 nucleotides long. RefSeq names its product ictacalcin-like. NCBI's taxonomy places the organism in Eukaryota, Metazoa, Chordata, Actinopteri, Perciformes, Eleginopidae. The record is from RefSeq and is a predicted model, not a curated record. Bases 156 to 434 code for a protein of 92 amino acids. Gene Ontology annotation, molecular function: transition metal ion binding; calcium-dependent protein binding; calcium ion binding. Gene Ontology annotation, cellular component: cytoplasm. The transcript is spliced from 3 exons.
CUGGAGAUGAAAGGACCAUUAUGGAGGGAGGGUUAAAGGGUGUGGUGGUGUAUAAAAGAUCCUUUGCAUGCAUUUCAACAUCACUACGGAUCCUCCAAGACUGACUCUCACUCUCCGCUCUUCUUAAAUCUCUGCAAAUCCACUCUGCUAUCAUCAUGUCUGACGUCCAGAGAGCUAUGACCCUACUCAUUGCCGCCUUCAGUAAGUAUGCUGGCAAGGAAGGGGACAAACACACCCUGAGUAAGGCCGAGCUGAAGGAGCUGCUUCAGAAAGAACUUGGAGAUCUGCUGGGGAAAGCCGAUGACAAGGGAGCUGUGGACCGCCUCUUCAAAGGCCUGGACACAAACCAGGAUAACAGUGUGGACUUCAAGGAGUUUACCAACAUGGUCAGCUGCCUCACUGUGAUGUGCCAUGAAUACUUCACACAGAAAUAAGGAUCCAAGCGCCAGCAUUCAGACGUACCUUCCUGUGAUAGAGAUGACAAUAUGCUAAAAUGCCAUGAAGUCAAAAAACAUUAUAUUGUAACGCACAAUGAAAUAAAGGUUUUUCGUUGAAACUCA